GGUGCUUUUCAAAAAUCUUAUCCAAGCCUUCGUACCUCUCUUCUCCCUACUCCAAUGGAUCCCUUUCUUCUCCUAUCUCUCCAACACUAACAAAGGAAACAUGGCGACAGCUAUUUCCUCCUUCUCUCCUAUCACUCAGUUCCGUUCUUCUUCUUCUUCGUCUCCUCUUUCCCUCAAACCAACACAGUUUCUCAGAUACGGCAAGAAACAACACCUCCAUCACCAAAUCUUCAUCACCAUCUCAGCCGUUUCAAGAGACGACGCCACCACCACGCCUGAACUCGAAGAAGACGACGCCGCCGCCGCGGCUGAGAAAGGAAGAAGAGAGGAGGAGAAGUUCGCUGUUCUCAACACUGGAAUCUACGAGUGCAGAUCUUGUGGCUACAAGUACGACGAAUCAUCUGGUGAUCCUUCCUACCCUAUCCCUCCUGGUUUUCCGUUUGAUAAGUUGCCUGAGGAUUGGAGGUGCCCUACUUGUGGAGCUGCUCAGAGUUUCUUCGAGAGUAAAAUGGUUGAGAUUGCUGGUUUUGCGCAGAAUCAACAGUAUGGACUUGGCGGGAAUACACUUACCUCUGGUCAGAAGACUGCUUUGAUCUUUGGGAGUCUCUUCCUCUUCUUCUUGCUUUUCUUGAGUGGCUAUUUCAUCCAAUAGCUGGCCUUUCUUUCUCAUGUUUAUGUUAAAUCAUGUUAUCAUUACAGUAUCUAUAAUACACCACUGGUUCCUUUAUUUGAGGGAAGCUACAUUAUACAUUUUGGAUUCAGCUAGAGGCUGGAGACAUAGAGAAUUGCAACAAUUAAGAAUUAAUGGCUUAAUAAUGUUUA
Messenger RNA from Eruca vesicaria subsp. sativa (arugula), 822 nucleotides. The record is from the annotation of a GenBank genome assembly. NCBI's taxonomy places the organism in Eukaryota, Viridiplantae, Streptophyta, Magnoliopsida, Brassicales, Brassicaceae.